UCCAGGGUUUGUCCCGAAAUGUGACGUCAGACAGAAGGACUCACUUGUAGCGAGCGUUGACCGGCGCUGGCUGUCAUUUCCCCGGCGCCGUUUUGCAACAAUCUGAGCUCGUGGAAUAAGUUUUUAGCUCUGGGUUCAAUGAAGUUGAUAUUGGAAUCUCGUAAUGAGGUGGCUUUUGCCGUGGAUUCUAAUAGUAGCCAGCACUCAUCAGGUCUUUUCCCAACAUUCCACAGCCACGCCUCCCUUGACAGCGACCAUAGAGCUGUAUAACCGUACAGCGUACUGCAAAUGGCCGUGCAAGUGUGCCAAGAGCGCCCCCCUGUGUCCACCAGGGGUCAGUGUGCUGAUGGACGGCUGUGACUGCUGUAAGGCCUGUUCCAAACAGGUGGGGGAGACCUGCAACGAGGCAGACGUCUGUGACUACCAUAAGGGACUGUACUGUGACUACAGCGUGGACAAGCCGAGGUACGAAAAAGGAGUAUGUGCCUACAUGGUGGGCACAGGCUGCGAGUACGACGGGGUGAUCUACCGCAACGGUCAGAGCUUCCAACCCAGCUGUAAGUACCGCUGUCUGUGUGUAAACGGUGCCAUCGGUUGUGUGCCGCUCUGCACAGACUCCCAACCGCCCCGGGUGUGGUGCCAGACGCCCAGGCGGGUCAAACUGCCGGGCCGAUGCUGUGAGCAGUGGAUCUGUGAUGAGCCCAGGAAGACGCGCAAGGCAGACCCCAGGCAUGCGGAGAUAGUGCGCGCCAGCCACAAUGAGGUCUGGCAUAAGAACUGCAUUACCCAGACAACCUCCUGGUCCCCGUGUUCCAAGACCUGUGGACGUGGCCUGUCCCUGAGGAUCUCCAACGCCAACGACCAGUGUGAGUUGUUCAAGGAGUCGCGCCUCUGCAACAUCCGGCCCUGUGACGUGGACAUCACCAAGCACAUCAAGCCAGGGAAGAAGUGUCUGAACAUUUACAGGGAGGAGCAGAGCCAGAACUUCACAAUCUCAGGCUGCAACAGCAAGAAGCCCUACCGUCCAAAAUACUGUGGUGUCUGCGUGGCCACAGACGAUCGCUGCUGCAUCCCUUACAAGUCCAAGACUAUCGAGGUGGAGUUCCAGUGUCCCAACGGAGCCACUCUGACAUGGCAGGUGAUGUGGAUCAAUGCCUGCUUCUGUAACCUCAGCUGCAGGAACCCCAACGACAUCUUCUCUGAGCUGGAGCACUACUACGACCACAAUGAGGUCAUCAACUGACAACUGAGCAGCCUUGUCCGAGCCUGAACGUACGGCCCACAGGGCAGGAGACCAUCUCCUGUUUCUGUAGCAUGAGGUAGUUUAGUGUACAAGUACAACCCCUGGGUAAGACGCUAGUCUGCCGCGGGGCCUUUUACCCAAAUACAUCUCCUGAAUGCUGAAUGCCAAGCGUUUUUAGAGUCUUUGGUAUGAUUCUACUGGGGAGAACUGAGCAGAGGACAGGUUCAUUUAGGUUAUUAUUGACUCCAGCUUUACAUUCCUUGGAAUAAAGGGAUUGAUGAUUUGUUGGUUAGUUGAAUUAGAUGUUGAAGUACCAGGCUGGAACAAAGCCUGCACACCCCUAAGGUCCCCAGAAGUAGGAUUGAAGAACAUUGCAGUUGAACCCUGCCCAAACUCUUCAUUAUGAUCUUGAUAAAAAACACAAACAAAUAAUGCACAGGGUUUAUCAGUUAUUUAACCUCCAUUCAAUGAAAGGAUGUAGUUGUUUUUCAAUUCAAUUUAUCAGAGAAUGGACUCUACAAGGUGUCAAAAGCGUUCCACAGGGAUGCUGGCCCAUGUUGACUUCAAUGCUUCCCACAGUUGUGUCAAAUUGGCUGGAUGUCCUUUGGGUGGUGGACCAUUCUUGAUACACACAGGAAGCUGUUGAGCGUGAAAAACCCAGCAGCGUUGCAGUUCUUGAUACAAACCGGUGCACCUGGCACCUACUACCAUACCCUGUUCAAAGGCACUGACAUCUUUUGUCUUACCCAUUCACCCUAGGAAUGGCACACAUACACAAUCCAUGUCUCAAGGCUUAAAAAUCCUUCUUUAAUCCGUCUCCUCCCCUUCAUCUACACUGAUUGAAGUGGAUUUAACAAAGUGACAUCAAUAAGGGAUCAUAUCUUUCACCUGUAUUCACCUGGUCAGUCUGUCAUGGAAUGUUUUGUACACUCAGUAUAUAAGCGGAAGUUGAUCAUGUAUUUGUGAUGAUACCAUAGUAGGACACAGGGGUCCAACCUAUUGUAAUUAUGCAUCAUAUUCAUAUGGGGAUAAUCUUCUACCAAGUUAGGGCAUUAACCACUCGAGUGGUCAUCCUGUUGUGUACUCUUCCGUUUCCCUCUUUUUGUGUCAUGUCAUUAAGCUUACUGUGUAUGUACUGUUGUGCUCAAAACAUUUAGUCAAGUAUUUUGUAGUUUACUGCAAAGUGUACAGUAUAUCAGACAAGGUUCUCUCACAUUUUCUCAGUUUUGCAUUGAUUUCCAUUGACUCUUAGUGAACAAUAAUAGUGUUUGUCUCAAUGUCUGCAGUGUCAAGUCAGUUGUUAUUUGAGCUCUACGAGGUUAAAAGUGGAUCAACUUUUUAUUGAUUGAAAUUUGAUUGAGAUCAGCUCAAUAAGUGUUGUCAUUUAUUUCAUUGGUCAAUACUCUAGUAAACCAUGUACCAUAUCAAAUGUCAUCAUAAACAACAAACAAACUCAUCCAGGAAGUCACAUUUGAUUGGUUCAAAUAAAUACAAAGUAUUAAGAUUUGAGUCGUGACAAAUCUUUUCAAAUAAAUUUUGUAAAAAUAA
Molecule: messenger RNA, 2791 nt
Organism: Oncorhynchus nerka (sockeye salmon)
Lineage: Eukaryota; Metazoa; Chordata; Actinopteri; Salmoniformes; Salmonidae
Gene: ccn4b
Product: cellular communication network factor 4b
Exons: 5
Coding region: 164-1243 (359 amino acids)
Biological process (GO): signal transduction; cell adhesion
Cellular component (GO): extracellular matrix; extracellular region
Molecular function (GO): heparin binding; integrin binding
Source: RefSeq, a predicted model, not a curated record